AAGAACAUUUACAUCACAUUCCAAACACCAGUGACCUUUUUUCUGAUUCCUUUCUCCGAAAUAUUAUUUGGUUGUUUAAGAGACCAGAAAGAACAUCGAAGGCAGGAUUAGGCUUUAGCUUUCAUGGCGGGUGAUAAAGACUGUGGCAGUUCUAAAAUGACCAUUUUUCUUCGAAACGGCAGGCUCCCUCCUUGUGAAUCUCUCUGUAUUCUCACCUCUUUUAGCACUCUUCAUGGUGCAAAAUCUAUGGUUAAUUUUAGGAAUGAUGGAGGAGACACUGUAGACAUGUCUUUUUUCCAACCACAUGUCAAAGAAGAAAGUAGCGAUGAGGAUUAUGAUGCGCACCUUAAGCCAUCUGAAAAGAAAAGGCGGCUUACAGCUGCUCAAGUCCAGUUUCUUGAGAAGAGCUUUGAGGCGGAGAAUAAGCUUGAACCAGAGAGGAAGAUGCAGCUUGCUAAAGAACUCGGUUUGCAGCCUCGCCAGGUUGCAGUAUGGUUUCAAAACCGUAGAGCUCGGUUCAAGAACAAGCAGCUGGAAAGGGACUACGACUCCUUGAGAAUCAGCUUUGACAAACUCAAGGCUGAUUAUGACAAACUCCUCCUCGAGAAGCAGAAUUUGAAAAACGAGCUUCUUUCACUGAAAGAAAAAUUGCUUAGCAGAGAGGAAAGUAUGGAAAGUUCAGAACCAUUUGAUGUCAUCCAUUCACCGGAUGCAGAACUUGAGCCUAUGCCUGAUACAGUGUCUGAAAAUGUUUCCGCCAUUGUGCCAAUGGUGACACCCAAACAAGAAGAAAGUUCAGCUAAAAAUGAUGUUUUCAACUCAGACAGCCCACGUUCAUUUUUGGAGCCCCGUGAUUGUUAUCGUGUUUUCGAGUCAGACCAACCAGAUUUUUCCCAAGUUGAAGAAGAUAAUCUCACCAGGAGCUUUCUACCCCCUCCGUACUUUCCAAAACUCUACCGAGAGCCACCUGCAAGUUCACGUAAUUUUGAAUUCUCAGCGGAAGAUCAGCCCUUUUGGUCCUGGAUUUACUGAGUUAUCAUACCAUCCAGGCUACACUUUUUCCAAGGUUGAAGAGAGAGAGAAGAGGGGGGGGAAGAAAAAUCAUUGUCGGAGCUCCACUAUAUGUUUGGCGGCUACACGCGUCGGACCACCGUGAAGGGGGCAACAACAAGACGCAUCAAAUGUUAUCCCAAAAUAUGGUGUUCAGUCAUUGGGAGGCGCUGCAUGAGCCGUCCAAAAGGCACGGACGCCUCCCAGAUGCUGAGGCUUGUGAU
Molecule: messenger RNA, 1274 nt
Organism: Populus trichocarpa (black cottonwood)
Lineage: Eukaryota; Viridiplantae; Streptophyta; Magnoliopsida; Malpighiales; Salicaceae
Product: homeobox-leucine zipper protein HAT5
Exons: 4
Coding region: 124-1032 (302 amino acids)
Biological process (GO): positive regulation of DNA-templated transcription
Cellular component (GO): nucleus
Molecular function (GO): DNA-binding transcription factor activity, RNA polymerase II-specific; sequence-specific DNA binding
Source: RefSeq, a predicted model, not a curated record